CUCAAAUCCAAAGAUUCCUCACUUCCUUCUCCUUCUAUAAAUGCUUUCUAUCAGUUACCACUUCUAUACCUCAACCUAAUAACCCUCUCUUUUCUCCAAAUUGUUCUUCUUAUUCAUCUUGAAUCACCACCAUCCAAGAAUCUCACCAUGGAAGCCAAGGCGCUUCAGCCAAACCCACCUGUGAGAACCCAAAAGCUUUUUCUUGGUGCCCAAAUUUGCUUGAGGACUGUUGCCAUGGCUACUACAUUAGCUGCAACAUGGAUCAUGGUCACAAGCAAAGAGUCCACAGAGAUUGUUGGCAUAACCUUUGAUGCUAGAUAUAGCUACUCAUCUGCCUUCAAGUUCUUGGCUUUUGCAAAUGCUGUUGUCAGUGCCUGUUGUUUAGUGUCCUUGCUCCUUGUUUUCCUUCUCCAUCUCCAAGGCUCAAAUCCCAAUCACUACUUCCUCUUGUUCCUCCAUGAUUUGUUCAUCAUGUGCUUGGUGCUUGCUGGAUGCGCGGCUGCAACGGCGAUAGGGUUCGUGGGGCGGUAUGGGAACAGCCACACCGGUUGGACUCCGAUUUGUGAUCACUUUGGGAAGUUCUGUCACAGAGUGUUAAUAUCUGUGAUUCUGUCCUACUUGUCCCUCAUAAUUUUGCUGAUGCUUACUGUCAGCUCAGCAAUCAAGUCUAGACAGAUUCCGGUAGUUUAGAAGUACUACCUACUAGUUGUAAUUCGGCUGCUGUUGUAGUUUCUUGUUGUUGUAGAAGAAGUUUUCAAUUUUCUUUUAAGGCUAUGUUGUAUUGCAGAAGAAGCAUUUUAUGAAAUGUAGGUCUUCCUUCAUGGUAUUAUUAGUGCUAAUA
Messenger RNA from Rosa rugosa (rugosa rose), 841 nucleotides. RefSeq names its product CASP-like protein 1F1. Lineage: Eukaryota; Viridiplantae; Streptophyta; Magnoliopsida; Rosales; Rosaceae. The transcript has 3 exons. The record is from RefSeq and is a predicted model, not a curated record. The coding region runs from base 148 to 690 and encodes 180 amino acids.